Trypanosoma conorhini is the source of this 1461-nucleotide messenger RNA. RefSeq lists its product as uncharacterized. The transcript has a single exon. The coding region runs from base 1 to 1461 and encodes 486 amino acids. The record is from RefSeq and is a predicted model, not a curated record. NCBI's taxonomy places the organism in Eukaryota, Euglenozoa, Kinetoplastea, Trypanosomatida, Trypanosomatidae.
AUGGGUGAGAAAACCACGGACAGUGGUGCGGAGGCUUACCUGCGGCUUGCCUCCAAACUGAAAUGGAAGCACUUUGCCCGCGGGCACUCCUCUCUCUCGCAGAAGAGAGCGGGCGUAGUGGAGGAAAAGGUCGCCGAGUGCGCUUCAGAGCUGCCCAUGCGUUUGCCCAUGAAGAAGCUAAAGCGCGGCCAUGACAGUGAUAGUGACGGCGACAGCGACAAUGUCGCUUCCCCUCGUCUUGCCGCUGUGACCCCUGCGGCGGCGGCUUCCAUUUGUUCUUCCUUGCAUUCCCGUCCUCCUGCCGAGAAGCCUCGCAACGGUGCAAAGAUCACUUUGAUGGAGAAGUGGUUUCCCGGGCGUACACUAGGCAACGCUACUCUCGACGCAGCUCAGGCGCCAACAGUGGACUACACGGAGUUGUCCGUGGCGCGUAUGAACGCCGCGCGCGAGCGUCUCCUAGCGUUGCGUAGUGGGGUAGAAGAUGUGGUGAACUAUGCCUCGCUGAACGGCGACAGUGACGCCGUCGAUGACACGACGGACUGGAAUUGGCUGGAAUUGCGGGACGCGUUGUCGCAACUUACUUCGCGUGACGCAUUUCGCACGAAGAAACGUGUUGUCAGUGCUGUGAGGUGGUUGUCCGCUUCCAAAGCUUUAUCGAGAGGUGUUCCCGACUCAUCUACACCGCGGCUCUGGGAGACGUACCUGCGCGAGCAUGGUCCGGAAUGCGGUCAUGCACCGCCGCUCUCACUCUUGGUGUGGCUAGAUAGCGCGUGCACAACGGCCCUGUUUACUGCUUUGGUGAACCAGAUGCUGAAGUGGUAUAAACAGGGGAUGAAACCAGUGACACAUGCGUCUCAUCCGUUGGAAGAAAAUGUUGUGGAACGCGGCGAAAGCCCCGAUGUCGAUGAUGAGGAACAGGAAGAAAGAAAUUAUGGCGAGGACGUCUUAGAACCUCGUGACGUAAUGGAGGAAAAUAAAAAGGUGACGAAUGUACAUCAUAACCGACCCGCGUUGUUCACAAGCCUACCACCGCUGUAUGAUAGUGGCGCCAGCGAAGACACAAUUUCCCUCCUCUCGUUUUUGCGCGUCCUUAUGCCCGUUGAUGUGGAGGAUGCAUCUGGGAACUUCAUCCAUCGCUCCACUGGCUAUGGGAUCUGGCUGUACGCCUGUUUGUCUGCUGUGGACACGCCACUGGAGCCGGACUUAGAUCGACUAGUCCACGAGCUUUUUCGGGUCUGCUGUCAGCAAAUCCGGACGUUGGGUGAGGCGCAUGGGAUUCAGGGCGGAAACCGCGGGGCCAUUGUUCACGCCUUUGCCCCACGCAGCGGUGACAACGCCCCUCGCAGAGCGUACAACGCAAUGGGUGAUGUGAGGAGGGAGGAUGUUUUGGCGCUCCACACCCUCAUUAUUGUUCUUGCAAAGCUGUUCCGACAGAAUCAAAACCGGCUAAUUCCUCUCUAG